GUCCUCAUCGCCUCUAUCAUCGGCCUGGUCGCCGUCUUCACGGUGGUAUCUAACGUCAUCGUCCUGAUCGCCCUGGUCAGGUCACGGAGAGAGGAUAACAGAAACAUCCUUUCCUGUGCACGUGACAACGGGAUCACCAAGCUGACGAUGGCGUCAAUGACGGUCGUUGACGUGCUCAUCGGCAUGCUCCUGACUCCUCUGUUUAGCGUGGACGUAAUCAACAAAGGACGGUGGUAUCUCGGACGUGAUCUGUGCACAGCGAGGCAAUCAUUGAACAAUGUUUUGUGCAGUGUGUUGAUCUUUAACAUUUUAGUCAUGGCCUUGGACAAAUAUUUGGCAAUCUGCAAGCCUAUGUAUUACCGUCUUCUUACCGUCAGGCAUGGGUAUGCCAUGGUGGUACUUUCUUGGUCGAUUCCAUGUGUAAUUUUCACGGUGCUUGAUGGUUCGGGGUUAAGCCAUAUUGGAGUAGAAGACGCUCUAGUAACUUAUGAUAAAAUGCACCAUUGUGCACAGGCGCUUAACAAACCGGUGGUAUUUACCAUGUCCAUUACGACUAUUGUAUUACCUUAUAGUAUCUCUGCGCUUCUUUACUUCCUCGUUCUAAGGGAGAUUCGAAGUUUCAAUAAGCGAAUGCCUCGAAAUAAGUGCAUCAAGGCUUUUGAAAAGUUCACUGACCUUUCCUUAGAAGUGAAAACGCCCUCCAAUAUUCCUAGCCCGUUUGUUUUAACUAAUGACUUCAUAACUAGCGAUACAUCUCUGGUCAUCGCGGGUGAGACACAUUUACCUGUGAUUGAUGGGAAAAUGACGAAUGAAGAGAGCGAGGGACCAUGCGAUCGUAACAUCCAAGUCGCACAACCGGUCGCUUACGAUAAUAAAAAAAAUGUUGGCCGUUGCCCUAACACCACCGUAAGGUCACGGCCUUCUCACAGGAACCUCAGGGCGUACAAAACUAUCGGGUGUAUCUUCUUCUGUUUCACCCUGUGCUGGGUUCCCUCUUGGAUAUUUGUUAUUAUUUUUGUUUACGACGGUUUUACAACGACACUGUGGGCCUUGAUACUUUUCCUAUUUCUCACGUACACAAAUGCGGCCAUCAACCCAUUUAUUUAU
Molecule: messenger RNA, 1107 nt
Organism: Lymnaea stagnalis (great pond snail)
Lineage: Eukaryota; Metazoa; Mollusca; Gastropoda; Lymnaeidae
Source: the annotation of a GenBank genome assembly